UUAGCAUUAAACAAGGAAUAUUGUCCUCGAACGUCGACGCACGCUCAUUUCCGGAAAAUUCACCUCACAAUACCAUAAAAUUUACAAGAGAAAAGGAGCUCACCAAGGAACCGGCCUAUUCCUUUUGCUCGGGAUAUCUCGAGCUUAAAUGCCUGGUUUUGGGUUUGUCCAUGGGGAAUUUGUGGAGCAAACGCAAACGACCUCUUGAUCCUGACUGUAUCAAUUCUCCAAAUCCCAAGAGGCGCAAUUCAACAGAUAUCGACUCGCCGGUUCUGCCGCAAGAACAGCAAUCCAACAACCGUGCUCCUCCGACGAUGGACUAUGAAAUAGCCGCUGAACCUCUAUACAGCAACGGACUCGAUUUGGCGAACCUGGCCGUGUCCUCCGGUAUUCUUGGCAAUUCAUGGGCUGCAAUCUCUAAACUCCGGUCCCAGGUUGACCGCGACCACCAAAGCCCCUCAUCUUCCGAAACCGUGAAGAUUCAAGAAUUUGAAUACCCGAGAUACAAGGUCAUUGCUUUUGUGACGCCUCCGGUUGCUGCAAGUUAUCUCCAAGAAGAGAGCGGUUUGGUCGAAUCUUCUUCAUCGGAGGCCUCCGAGUUUCAGUUUCUCUGCUCCAAGAAGAACCCGUCUUUUGCAAUAAACAAGGAGGCGAUCUCUCUGUUCAACUCUCUCCAAGAUAAGCUCUAUGACCUGAGAACUAAGGUAGUGAAUCCCCGCGAGUCUAUUCCACACAUUAUAACUGGAGAUUGUUUGGGUGGAUCCAUUGCCUCUCUUUUCACAUUAUGGCUCCUACACACACUCGGUACGGAAACCACAAAGCGUCCGCUUUGCAUCACAUUUCGUUCGCCCCUCAUCGGGGACAACGGCUUCCAACAAGCAGUAUUGCAAAAUCCAACCUGGAGUGCUUGCUUCAUGCAUGUGGUUCAUAAGGACGACUGUUUCCCCAAAAUCUUUCACCCGUCGACCACGGAGCAGAACCUAUACAAGCCUUUUGGAACAUUUCUUGUGUGUUCCGAAUCGGGUAGUGCAUGUUUCGAAGCCCCUAAAUCCAUAAUUGAGUUGCUAGCCCCCAGGAGCCUAGAUAGUGCCCAAAUUGUCAAUUAUGAGAGCAUCAUUAAAUGUCUUGAACAACAAUUGAUUUGCAAGAGCCACUUUGAAUUUAGUGUGCCUGUUACUGAUUUAUUUGAAGCUGGGAUAACUGCACAAGUUGCAGCAGUUGGCCUUCUGCAAAUUCAGCCGCAGAAUAUGGAUGUCGAUGCUCUGUUGAGGGAGAUAGUUAAGUCUGAAAAAGAUGUCCUAGAACAAAAGAAUAAAGCAUUUGAUCCAGCAAAGGAUUUGAAUGACAUGAAAGUGUGCAUGGCUAAUUUGGAAUGGUACAAGAAGAAAUGCGAAAACGAUGGCCACGGUUGUGGUUAUUACGACAGCUUCAAAAACAAAAUGGCUAGGCGUGACUAUGGAGCCGUUAAGUUUGUGAGAAAGCUCACUGAUUACUGGGAACAGGUGGUGGAAAAUGCGGAGAAGAGGCCUCAGAGAGAGGGAGAACCGCUGCGGAAUCGCUGGCUUUUUGGAGGAACAAACUAUCGGAGGUUGGUCGAACCGCUCCACAUAGCUGACUACUAUAAAUGGGGCAAAAGAGGUUACAUGUCUCAAGGGAGAUCCAAGCACUUCAAGCUAUUGAAAGACUGGUUGGACAAACAUCCGAAGCAGACAGCAAAGAGUGUCCCUAACGAUUCGAAGAUGAAGAAGAUCAUGUUGAGCGUCACGGAGGAUUCGUGCUUCUGGGCACAUGUGGAGGAGGCACGAAUAUCGUGUAGGUUGUUGAACAGCGGAGGAUCGAACAGCACAGAAAUAGAAAAAUUGGUCUGGUUCGAGGGGUAUGUCAUGAAUUUGCUCAAGAACUACUCGGUUUCUACUGAUAUUUUCUUGGAUAGCAGCAGCUACAUGCAAUGGUGGAGGGAGUAUGACGAUAUAUUGGCGAAGCAAAUGAUGGGAGCUUCUCACAACUCGCAACUCGCUGAUUUCAUGACAAAUGGCGACUUGUACCGGUAUAAAUCAGGUACCUCAGCAUUUGAAUGUAAAUGAUAGUGUACCAUAAGAGCAAGAAUGUGCCCAUUUCACUCGAUUUGUUGAUGCUUUGCUUGAAUUGAUUUGGAUUCUCUUUGCACCAUUGCUCAUCUCGAGUUCAAAAAUUUGAUUCGGAAGGCAAUAAUUUAUGUUUUUAAAGCCUUUCUGUUUUUUCCA
This is a messenger RNA of Eucalyptus grandis, 2243 nucleotides long. RefSeq names its product senescence-associated carboxylesterase 101. Gene Ontology annotation, molecular function: carboxylic ester hydrolase activity. The coding region runs from base 171 to 2084 and encodes 637 amino acids. The record is from RefSeq and is a predicted model, not a curated record. Lineage: Eukaryota; Viridiplantae; Streptophyta; Magnoliopsida; Myrtales; Myrtaceae. The transcript has 4 exons. Gene Ontology annotation, biological process: lipid metabolic process; defense response.